Messenger RNA from Penicillium paradoxum, 492 nucleotides. RefSeq lists its product as uncharacterized. Lineage: Eukaryota; Fungi; Ascomycota; Eurotiomycetes; Eurotiales; Aspergillaceae. The transcript has 2 exons. The record is from RefSeq and is a predicted model, not a curated record. Bases 1 to 492 code for a protein of 163 amino acids.
AUGACUCCCCUGUCCCUCAAAGCACUCGGUGGCGCUGCAGCCGUAUACCUGUUGGGCCAGCAGGUUCAGUGCCCAUUCCUCGCCAUUCCUCUUAUCGCUGAUGCUGUUGCCAUGACUGUCGCCCAAGUAGGCUCGGCUGCAGCGUCUUUUGGUGGUGCCAUUGCUGCCGCACACUUUGCCCGGGAUCUCGAGGGACGUGAUACUCAGAUCAAUGCCCCCGCUGGAGUGCCUCAGUACAACUUCGAUAUGUGCGCCGAGAGCCUGAAUGACCCUGCUGUCACUGUGACCGUUACCGGCCCUGUUGAGAACAACGGUAUCCAAAUUGACGGCCUGCCUUCUACCUGCAUGGUUCUUGCCAAUGUCAUCGAUGGCGAUGCGGUCAAUGGUCCGGUGCCGACUCCCUGUGGCUCUGCAUGCCUUCUGUAUAACAACCUGAACGCGGAUCAGUAUGGACAGAUGCAGUCCGUUUUCAACGAUUUGAAGAAUCUAUAA